GUUAAGGUGUACGAAGGCGGGAUGGACCUCCUCGUCCAAGGUGCCUUCAUGCUUAUGGAGAGCCACAAGAGGCAGCACCGGGAGAUUGCUCGUCUGAAAGAGCUUGAGCAGAAGGCUGCCUCGGCCGAUGAGGCGGUAGCCUGCUUGGAUCGGCUCCGGGAGGAUGCCAAGGCCUUGCAACAGAGGGCCGACGAGGCCGCUGCAGCCAGGGACGAUGCCCUGUCCAAACUCGAGGAGAGCCAGAGGGCGCUUGAGGCUGAACGGCGCAAAAAUGAUGAAGCCGUGAAGGCAAAAGCUGAGGCCGAGGCUGCCGCUGUGAAGGCUGCUGAUGAGGCCGUUAAGCAGUUCUUGGCCGAGGGGUGGAAGGCCGAUGAGCGGCUCUCCUGGUGUUAUGAAGUGGUGGCCGCCAAGCUUGAAGAUUGGGGAAUGAACUCCCCCGCCGGCCAGGAGUACUUUAGCAGAGAGAUGGCCGUGUACUACAACAUGGGCCAAGAGCGGAUGCAGAGGCUCCUGUGUCGGAGGCUAUCGCGUGCCCUCAAAGCCAUGAAUUAUACCUCCGGGUGGGCUAGGCGGAUCUUGAAGCUUCCCAAGCUGAUGAAAGACCCCGAGGAGCAGGCCAAACUUCCUCUUUCGGAGCGGGAGUCCCCAAUCGAGAGUUCCGGCCUCGGCGAGCCGGAUUACACGGAGUUUGACUUCCUGGAUGAUGCCACCAGUUUUGCAGCUGAUGUCGUCCAGGAGACUGAGGCCGAGGAGGGAGCCGAAGAUGUCGAAGAGCUAGCUGAGGAAGGAGGCGCCCAAGGGACUUGAUCGGCUACUACCCGCUCCCUAUCUUUGUAAUUAAUUUUCUAUUUUUUGCCCAGCUGAUGUAAUGGCCGAUGCGCCCACCAUUGUACUUGAUUGUUUAUGAAUGAAUCGUCUUGCUGUUCUGCUCGGCUUUGAAUGUCUUGCAUGUCUAUUCCCUUUUGCUAUUUCAGUUUUGAAAUUUUUCUAAGUGUAAAAGUUACAACUUAGGUCACCCGCGAGUGUCUGCUACGUCCGUGAGGUAGUCCAUUCAGUCUGGUGGUCUGGUCGGCCUGUCCGGUGUUUCUUCGCUAUUGUAACACUUGGGAUUUAUUCAAAAAUUUCCUAAGUGUUUUGGAUCCACUUAGCUAGGGUUUGUCUUAGUGUCUUUCUUUCCGUCCUGACUGAGGCAGGCAAACUGAGGUGUCCGCUACGUCCUGGCGUUGUCCCAUUCUUCUUUUUUGUUAGAAUUUUUCUAAGUGUCUAACUUCAAGUAGACGGGUGUUCUCAUCGUCCUGGUAUUGGAUCUCUCCUCAUUAUUGACAAAUGAUUUGGGAGAUUUCCCAAGUGUUGAACCAAUGUCGUUGUCGGCCCAGUGUUUUUCAUGGCCGUCGUGUUCCCUUGCAUCUGAUCUGAUCAGGGAGGUCGGCCUGGAUCCUUGUGUUGUGGCCGAUAAGGGCACCUUGAACUUACUUUUUUGAACAUAGGAUUUUUUCUAAGUACACAUGCAAGGCGUAGGUAGCUAACGGCCUUGGAGUAUACAGGUACCCGCUUCGUCUAGAGUUUCUCCAUUUAAGUACUUAGAGAUUUUUCUAAGUAUAAAUGCAAGACAUAGUUCCUUCUUUGCGGUACCGCUGCCGG
Molecule: messenger RNA, 1641 nt
Organism: Cuscuta europaea
Lineage: Eukaryota; Viridiplantae; Streptophyta; Magnoliopsida; Solanales; Convolvulaceae
Source: the annotation of a GenBank genome assembly